Engraulis encrasicolus (European anchovy) is the source of this 10758-nucleotide messenger RNA. It is a transcript of the gene cfap54, whose product is annotated as cilia and flagella associated protein 54. The record is from RefSeq and is a predicted model, not a curated record. The transcript has 74 exons. Gene Ontology annotation, biological process: cilium assembly. NCBI's taxonomy places the organism in Eukaryota, Metazoa, Chordata, Actinopteri, Clupeiformes, Engraulidae. The coding region runs from base 76 to 10170 and encodes 3364 amino acids.
CAACUCUCGUGUUUGUUGUGGUUGUUCUGCAGCGUUGGUGAACUAGUAAUGAAUGGCUAGUCAUCACAGCAAGCUAUGAGCUCUGUACUUAACAAAAUGGAGCCGUUGCCGGCGUCCUACUAUGGAAAGAUUGACAAGAAAAACCCCGUCAUAUCAGCUUUCGACGGGGAGAUAAAAGAGUUCAAGUCAUGCAUCAAACGCAUGAAGGACUCCCCAAAGUUCGACCAGAGCACCUAUGUGCGAGGGUCGAAGCUGCUGUUUGACAUAUGGAACAAGUACCGGCCUCGGCUGCCAGCUAAUUAUUAUGACCACCAUGUUCUGCAAAUGGCCGAUUUUCUCUUUUCGAACAAGCUGUACCACCUGGCCCAGUGGCAGGGCUAUGACCGCUACCUGUGUGAGCACGGCAAUGUCCGAGUGGACAACAUCAGAGAUAUCCACCACUUCAAGAGCCUGCUGUUCCCCGAAGGAUGCACCAACGACCAAGCCAAGCUCACGCUGCGUGCGUUGCAGGGCCAGUGUGUGUGUCUGUUCCACCUGGAGAGGGCCAGGGGAAGGGACCCCGGGCUGCACACGGUCCACAAGAUGCUCUCUCUCCUGGGCUUCCUACGCACCAUGAUGCAGGCCCUACUGCCACACGAGGACCUCUGCUGGAUGGUGUAUAACGGGUCCCUGUACAUCUAUGACAUCUGCAAAUACUUGAUGGGAGCCAGUAGACAUGCACAGGCUCUAGAGUUCCUCUUGUGGUCGUGUUUGUGUUUUGAGAUGUGUAUUCCGCUGGCGUCUCCUCGUUUCCUGUCCUGGAGGAGUUCUCUCUACUGCGCUGCAUCCCAGUGCUACUACGAAGGACAGAACCCACUACAGGGAGAGGUGUUUGCGCGGCGUGCCCUGAUGAAGGUAACGGAGCUGGCUGCUCAGCACGACCCCCUCAGUGUUGCCGAACACGCAGCUUUCAAGGAGGCCGCCAUUAAGUUGGCCACUAUGGUGUUCAAGAGGAGUGUGUAUGAGCCGCGCAGGAAGCCGAAGAGCUCAUUCAGACCCAAGACCAAGAACUGCCUCAAGGAAGCAUCUAAUAUGCCGUGGCCGCGUAACCACUCAGAGCGUAUCUUGUGUGAGCUGUUUGACAGUAACGCUGCCCAGUUCCUGGCGGUGCUGGAGGGUUUGUGGGACUCCACACGGCGCCCCCUACAGACCGGAGGACCGGAGGAGCCCGAACUCAUGGACGUGGCCCUGGAGCUCAUGGCAGCCGGAGUUAGCCUGCUGUCGGGUGUGGGCGGGUCCACGGAGCUCCAGAGGAACGACAGCCUUCCUGUGUGUCUGAACGCCAUCUCAGCUGACGUUGACCUUCUGGAGGUCGCCGUGGAGGGGGGCAACCUGAUCUCGGUGUCUGCUGCUGUGCGGUUUGUGAAGCUGCUGUUUCGCUACGAGCAGUGGGACAUGUUCAAGUACCUCUCCAGCCACCUCAUCGCCGUACUGCAGGCCAAGGAGGGGGCCUCUAUUCGCAGUGCGGAGGCGGAGCUGAGUCUUCUAUGUUCCAUGGACAACCUGCUGACCGCUCAGAAGACACGACAACCACACAGAGACAACUCUUCAGACGACCCUCAAGAUCGUGAGCGGUCUCUGGGCUCCUUGGGCAUGAGUGCAGAGACGAUGGAGGUCAUCGAGGUUCUACACAAGGCUGUCUGUGGCACCCCCGAGUCUCCAGGUGUGUCUCCUGAUGCGGACCUGGUUCUGGACGUGGUGCUGUACCUGUGGGGCAGGUGUAAGCUGGUGUUCCAGAAGACUCCGGCGCGAUUCUGGGAGUCGUCACGACACAUGAGCCGCACAGACAGCCAGGACAAGUGGGUGAAGGCCCUGUUUCUCCUGAAUGAGGUGGCGGAGGUGUGUAACCUGCCCCUGAUAGACCCUUGGGUGAAGGCCCUGUUCCUCCUGAAUGAGGUGGCGGAGGUGUGUGACCUGGCGCUGAUAGACCCUGUGUGUGUCGGGGAGAUGACCCUUCGCCUGGCUCUGGUGCUGGAGAACAGCAUCGAUAACGCACUCAGUAAUGCCAGCGACUCAGUCACUCCAGAGAGCAGCAGUGUGUCCAGUCUCACAGACAAGCCCAGCAUCUCUCUUCUCAAGUUCCCAGCAGAGCAGCAGUUGCAGCUGUUGUAUGACGUGUUGGAGAGAGGGCUGGCUGCAGUGUGUGACGGGAACACCAAACUCUUACCCUGUGAUGGAACACACACAUGUGACAUGGCUUACAUGCAGAAGUAUAUAGGUCCUGGUCGGGUCCCUGAGGGGGCAGGUGCAGGUGUUUCUGGAGGCCCCUCCUACUCAGGUGUUGGCCCCUCCUACUCAGGUGCUGGCCCCUCCUACGCCCUCUCCAUGGACAUCCAGGUGGAGCUGCAGGCCUCCCUGCACAGAGCAGCACUCAAACUGGCCAUGCACACUAGCCAAACAGCUACACUGCACCGAGCAGCACUCAAACUGGCCAUGCACACCAACCACACAGAGUGUGUGAUUGAGGAGCGGAUCAAGAAGAACAAGGUGUCCAGAGCGCUGUACCUGAUGCAGAAAGCCCUGCUGCUGCACAAGACACACACCACCUGCAGCCAGCACCUACUGGAGGAGGCGCAGGGCCUACUGGAGAAGGCAGAGGUGGAGGAGAGGAGGCUGUUUCAGACCUGUGGAGCGGGGAGGAAGGAGCAGACGGGAGGAGGAGGAGGAGGAGCAGGAGGAGGAGGAGGAGGAGAGAGGGGCAGCAAGGGGCCCCCUCCCCCCAUCCUGCUCGCCCGCACCAACCACUCCAUGACCUUCACCCCCGCACCCUACAGCCUGGAGGAACAGGUGUGCUGGUACCAGAUCUUGGGGCGAGAGGCGGAUGGCAUCAACCUGAAAGUGCGGCUGGGAGACUGCCAGAUACUGGGCACCGGCAUCAUGGUUCCGUCUAGAGGUGAGCGUGUGUUCCGCGUGGACGGGCUGCAUCAGAACCAGAAGUAUGUGUUUGCGGUGGCGGCCUACGACGGCCAGGGCCGGCUGGUGGGGCACGGCAUCGGGGACACCGGCAGACCCUUACUGGCCUCCGCACCCCUGGCACUGCUCACCGCAUGGGCACACCUGGCACAGGGGGCUGCACCCAAAAACCAGAAGUACGUGUUUGGGGUUUGGCGGCGUACGCCGGCCCGGGGGCCGGCUGGUGGGGAAAACGGCAAUCGGGGACCCGGGGAGACCCCUACUGGCCUCCGCACCCCGGCCCACGGGCUCCCCGGGAUGGGCACACCUGGCACGGGUAGGCAUUAUAUCCCUGGGCGGGGGCCAGGUGGCAUUAUUUCCCUGGACAGAAAGCUAUGCAGUAAAUACCUGGCCUCUGCACCCCUGGCACUGCUCCCCGGCGAUGGGCACCCCGGCCACGGGUUGUGUGUGGAGUUGCUCCAGCUGACGUCUCCUGUGCUGCAUCAGCUCUUCUUCUCCUCCAUCUUCAUGCAGACUGAGAUACACGCCCAGGAGGGGGCGCUACACUGCGACGUCGUCUGCGACCAGGGACCCCCCAUUUGGGGACAGCAAGCGCGGCUGGCGGAGUGUGAGCGUCUGCUGGUGGCGCUGGAUCUGGCCCUGUGGCUGAACGACAGUGGCGCCGCCCUACAGGUGGUGGUGGGCUGCUACGGCCUCCUGGCCCCCCUCAUCUAUCAUCAGAUCAACUCAGAUCACAUGCUGCAGGUGCUGGUGAAGUGCUUGGCGGUGCUGCAGGAGGUGUGUGGUGUGGUGAAGAGGAAGAGGACGCCCCAGACAGCCGAGUCACUACAGCACAUGGUGGCCUGCAUGACCUACUACGUGGUCAAGGGCCUUCGUCAGCAGAAGGAGACCCGGAUGGCCAACACCAUGAUUGAGCAGUGCAAGAAAUUACUAACGGACAUCAUGGACAAAACAACACAGACAGACGACACCAGGAGGGCAGCAGGUGUUGCUGUUGAGGAGGAGAUGAGUGAUGUCAUCAAGUCUCUGGACAGCAUGAGGGUCAAGAGGCAAGAGAGGCAAGACUCAAUCGCACCUGGCAGAGGUGGAUUUUACGGUGCUACUGACCUGACUGGCCACGAGGAUCUCUCAGUUCUCUACAGCAUCAUCGAAACACACAACACCAGAACAGCAUUCAGAGACGUGAUGCGCUUCAAGCGUAAGCAGGGCUUCCUGGAGUUUGUGGUGGCGGUGCUGCAGAGAGUCAUGCAGGAGCAGCAGCCUGAGCAGCUGACACUAUGGGGACAAGAAGUCCUAUACUGGCUAAACAGACGUGAUGAAGAGCUGGUGCUGAAGAAGGCCCACAUUGCCGCUUUGUUCGAGACCAGAAAACUUCCCUCCUCACCGGGCGUGAAUAAAGUCUCCCAGAGAGUUGUGUCGUCCGACUAUUUCCCCCUUCCCAAAUGCAGAAAUGUGCCGUCUUUGGACUUGGAAGACAUGCAGUCUGUGGAGUGUAAGGCGCUAGACACCCUCCUCCUCCACUUGACACAGCUAAUGCGUCGUCGUCUGCAUCGGCGGCGCUUGCGUGUCCUGUGCAGCGAGGAGUGGGUGUGGCGUUGCCAUGUCAACCUGCUGAUGGCCGACGCCUUCUUCCUGUUGCUGCAGCGCACCCUGCAAACGCAGGGCGGGACCACAGAGCAGAGCUAUAGCCGGUUGCCUGGGUCGCUGUUCUCCCUGGAGCAGUGUGGCACCCUGGUGUAUUGGAGCAGCAUGCAGUACUCAUACCCGCCAGAGGGAGGCGCCCCCACCGCUACUGCCUCUCCCACACACACCCCCACCCCUGCCAACAAGCACACCAAGGCAGCCAAGCACAAGGACAGAUCUCAGGUGUUCAGCAGUAGUGAGGACUCCCAGGGUGAGAGUGAGCUGGAGGUUGAGCAGCAGGAGAGUCGUCAUCGUCUCCAGAGAGUCACCAGCACCCAGCAGUCACCGCUCUCCUCUCCCACCAGACGCAGCACCGACGCACAGUUGGACCUGCUCACCAAGGCUGCCACACACCUGCGCAGAGCUAUGGUGCUAGCCCAUCGCGGUGGCCACUGGUCGUCUCUGCAGCGUGCGUGUGGUGUGCUAUGGGACCAGGUGUGUGUGUUGUCCUCAUAUCGGCCGCGUAGCAACACUGCCCCCUGCUGCCCCGCGCUGGAACAGCUGCACGCUCACCUCACCCCACUGCUGACAGUGGCCUGCGAACUACUCAUGGACAUGAUGCAGAAACAAGAGUUGUGGCAGGUGUAUGAGGGUUGUGACUGGGAGAGUGAGCAUGUGAACGGGCUCCACUUCAGCAGCAGUCUGGACGACACGACACACACGGACCUGCGCUGGCUACGAAGCCUCCUCAUGCACACACUCACACUGCUGCACCACCAGGAGAGAUGGGAGACACUCACACACCUGGCCCUCACCUACAACCACUACACCAGGGAGCGCUAUAGUCAUGUGAUCUCGCCGCUGCUGGUGUAUUCCCAGAGGAGACUGAUGGAGAGAAUCGCAGCCAACGGGGGACCCCCCGCACCCCAACCACACUACACACAGACUGCACAUAUUACUGGACACACCAUCACGAACAGGAACUACGUGGGCUCCCAGGUGAUCCGCGUCUGGAACGUCAAGACCAGAAUCAACAACUCCAAAGCCAGCGCAGACAUCAUGGACGCCCCCCAGACUAAGCGUGCGUUGGGCCUGGUGAGUGUGCCUCUGGAUGUAGAGGACACGCUGGCGUGUUUCCGGGAGGCGCUGGACAGAGGCUCACACACACUCCUCAACGUCACACACAGCCACACACUACUCAUGCUGCUGCUGCUCCUCAACGUCACACACAGCCACACACUACUCAUGCUGCUGCUGGCACACACACAACCCUCUGUGGAGGUUCCCCUGUACGGGGGGAGGGCUGACGGUGUCCACUCCCCAGGCAAGGUGGCCUUCUCUGGGCUGGAGUUGACGGCUCCCUCCCUGGCCCCUCCGGACCUCUCUGCUGAAGACUACAGCGCUCUGUCCUCCGUAUGCGCCUUCCCUCUCCCCCCCACACAGACAGCUACUGUGGUGGCAUCACUUACCGCUACUGCUAGGCAUCUCCAAAGUACAGAGCUGACGUCCCUCAGGGCACAGACGCUGCACGACCUGGGAAACCUGCACCUCUACAAGGGGAACAAAAAGAUGGCCCACUCCUGCUGGGCUAAGGCGCUGGACUGUGCCCUUGGUGGUGUGCGUGUGCUGGAGGUGUGGGACGGGCUGUCGUGGGAGGGCCUCUCCUGCCAGCAGCUGCUGAGGCAUGCAGGGAUAUGGGGCUGCCUGCAGGGGGCGGUAGUCACCGCCAAGAUCGCACAAUACGUACUGACAUCUAAUAUCAGCCAACGCACCAGAUGUUGCUUGCUGUCUGCCUACAUCUUCAAGUCCCUGCUGCAUGCGUCUCUGCCUCACCCCGAGGGCAGCCUGCAGUACUCCUCCUACACCAUAGAGGGCGACCUGGUGCCGGGCCUGCAGCUGUUCGGGGACGCCCAGAGAGCCAGCGUCAGCAGCACCGUAGCCAGCCUACACUUCCUCUGCCACUGGCUAUACACUGCAGGACACCACCUCACGCUGAAGCUCAGUUUUGCCAACAACAAGCCCCUCACUGACCCAGCUAAUAUUCACUGUAUAGAGGAGUUGGUGCGUGUGAGGGAGGCUCCUGAGCUGAGUGAGGUGUACGGGCCGCUUCUGGUCCAGUGGCUGCUUCUGAUCCGCGCUCAGCUGCUACUGGGACUCAGCCAGACCAUACACGACCUCCCAGAACCACUCGCAGAACACACACCACCAAGAGGAGAGGUGCAGGAGGAUUGCGGUCGCCAGUCCACUUCUCCCCGUAACGCCACUGGUGUCCAGACCAGUAAACCCAGCGCUGCACCCAGGACCAGCGGCGCCACAGAGACCCCUAGUGGCCGAUUGGGGGAGGGCAGGAGGGGCGGGUCCCCCAUACCUCCUGGUAGACUCAAGGCGUGGCUCCUGAAGGAGGCGUGUUCUAUGCUGGCUCCUCUGCUGAUGUCAUCACAGCAUGCCCCGCCCACUGACCCAGAGGAGGCGGAGCUACUGGUGGAGGCCGGCCUACUGCUGUCCAGAGCCUACCUGCUACAGGGCCGAGCAGCCCACAGUGCUGACCAGGCAGUGUGUCUGCUGAGGUUCCUGCAGGAGUCUCCUCUCUACCAGACCACUGAAGACAACAACACCUCUCCUGCAACACAGGAUGAGGAGGUGUGUGAGGUGGGUGUGUGUGUUGAGCAUCUCGACUCCCCCAGAGCUGUGGAGGCCAGAGAGAGGAUGGGGCCGUCACUAUGGUUACGCUGCAGACGAGCCGCCAUAGAGAGCCUGGUGGCACACCUGCCCCAAAUAGCCAUCACACCAGGGGUGGACAGUAGUGUGGAGUGUGAGUGUGUGUUGAAGGAGGCGUUACAGGAAGUUGAGGGGUGGGGCUGUGUGGAGACGAAGGCUGCCCUGCUGCUGAUGGGGGUCCGACUGGACACACACCGCGCACAACCCCCCGAGUACAGCGCAGGACUACUACAGGAGUGUGUGUCUCUGCUAUCGGGGCGUACGUGUGUGUCCCUAGAGGGGUGUGUGACGUUGGCCAAAGCUACUCUGCUGCUGAGUGACCUCCGUGGGUCGGGAGCCCACGCCCUUCUCCGCCUCACACAGACACUACUGACGCAGCAGUUGUCGGUGCUGGGUGAGCGUGUGUGUGUGUCUGAGGGGGGUCGUGUGCUGCUGCCUUCAUCUCCAGGACUCCUCAACACACACCAGCCACAGCUCCCUCUACUGGCCACCACCACACUACGCCUGGGUUACUGCUUGCUGCAGGAGUCCAGUAUGAAUGCUGCAGCUCUUCAUGCUGCUGGUCUCCAGCCUUGCCAGUCUAGUGCCACCACCACCACCACCACUGCUGCCCACACUACCCACCCCGCUGCCCAGCCACUAAAGCCCGGCUCUGCCCUCUCCAACCAGUCCAGUUGCCACUCAAACCAGUCUGGUGCCCGCUCGUACCGCUCCGGUUCCCUGUCAGGUCGCUCCGCAGCUGGUACCGGUUCUGCUUCUGCCCGCUCGCACCAGUCCGGGUACCCAAGUGAUGCCCGGCAGUGCCAGGCUGCUCUGGACGUGCUGCAGUCAGCGCUGGUACUGAGCCAGGCCCUCGGCAGCAGACAGCACCACCUAGAGGCAGACAUACUCUACUGCAGGGGGUUAGCUGAGCGGAAUCUCCUGUGCCAUGGGAAGCUGAGCGCCCAUUCGGUGGCCAAGACGUUCCUCUGGAGCAUCAACAUCUGCAUGGAACACUCUCCCAACACACAACAUAUCCAGCGCUGUUACGUGGAGAUGGCAGCUGUGUACCUGCGGCAGUACGAGAGGAAAAUGGCCGACCGUGGGAAGAAUACAUAUCCCAGCAUGCCCGGCGCCAAAGCAUCAACCGGCUCCUCUAAAGCGCCCUCUAAACCCACUCCACCCUCACACACCACACACACCUCAAACCCCCCACACUCCACACACACCUCACACCCCACCGCCAGCACGCCCGAACCCCUCACGACCAGCGCCUCCACUGUCACCGAGCACGCCAAGUCCACGCCAUCCGAGCCCCAAAAAUCUACGCAGUCGGAAGCCCAGAAAUCUACUCCACCCGAGCGCCAGAAUAAAUCUACUCCGCCCGAACGCCAAAAAUCGACUCAAUCGGACCCCCAGAAAUCCACACCGCCCGAAAGGCAGAAAUCGACUCAAUCGGUACCCCAGAAGUCUACUCAGUCCGAAACCCAGAAAUCCACACCGCCCGAACGCCAGAAGUCGACUCAGUCGGACCCCCAUAAAUCGACUCAGUCGGACCCCCAGAAGUCGACUCCGCCCGAGCUGGCCAAGUCCACAACAUCUCAAUCAAGCAUCAACACCUCAAGCACCCAGUCCUCCUCUUCAGCCAAGGCCCCGGCUUCAGACUCUGUUCAGGACCCCAACAGGCCCCUGACUACGGAAGAGACACACCUGCUGUUCACAUGGAUCUGUCUACGAGCAGCCAGAGAGACGGCGGUGGCGGGUGCCAAUCGUGCCCAGCUGAGUGCCAGCCUGGGUUCCCAUGGUGACGACCUGCCCCCCGUGCCACACUCCCAGCUGCCACAUUUUGCCAUCAGCGACCUGCUCAAACCAUGCGGUGGUAUGGACAUUAUGAACAGUGCUGAUCUGCAGGUGUGUGUGGAGGAUGCUGGGGAUCUGGAGGCCUCACCUGGCAACCUCAUCACCUGGCAACACCUGGCUCACUACACCAGCUACCUGACCAGCCUACUGAGCCUCUCAUGCCCAGUGGGUGAGGUGUAUGGAGGCUUGAUGUCGUUGGCGGAGGAUCCGGGUGUGUGUGUGCGUUUGGGGCAGUUGCACUCUUUCCUCCACACACACCUGCCCACGUACAGAGACACCUGCAGCCCACCAAGACCACCCAACCACCUACUGCUCAACCCACAACUACUACAGUCUAAGGAUCCCUUGUCCAGUUCGGAGCCGUACCCCUGCUGCCCCCCCUCCCCCAGAGCUAAGGACGCCCUGCCCAGUUGUGAGCCGUACCCCUGGUGCCCCGCCCCCCCCUCGGACCCCGUCCUGGGCCCCCCCAUCCCAGAGCUGCUCCCCUGGGCCACCGUCGCUCGCCCAGAGCUCACCAUGCUGUGGCACCACCCAACACUGGAGCCAGACGUCAACAAGGGUCAGAUCCUGUUAUACUACGGUGGUCAGAUCCUGUUAUACUACGGUGGUCAGAUCCUGCUGUACUACUGUGUGAACUUGCUGCCCAUCUCCUCUUCCUCCUCCCCCUCACAUGCAGCAGUGGAGGGACUCAGGACCGGGCGACGCACCAUCAGCCUGCACAGGUUGCAGGUGCUGCAUGGUCAGCUGAGUGCUGUGUGUUUGGAAGUGACGGAGGCCAACGCAGACCCCACCAGCACACACCCCACACACACCAAGCACCAGCUGCUGCAGGAGAGGAGUAGACAGUGUUGUGCUGAGAUCAGGAGGCUGCUGAGUCCCAACGCCAAACCCAACUCAGCUACAGAGGUGCCGUGUGAGGGGAGUCUCCAGGCGCUGUGUGAUCUGGAGCGUUGUUUUGACCCGGCUGCUCAGGGGGCCACAGUGGCGGACAAGACACUCAUCAGCUGGCUACUACCAUUACUGGAGGGGGCACACUAACACACACACACACACACACACACACACACACACACACACACACACACACACACACACACACACACACACACACACACACACACACGACAUCUCAUUCCCUUCCCCCCCUUUUGGAGAGGAGUAAUUAAGAUUUACUAGUCCUCAACACACACACACACACACACACACACACACACACACACACACACACACACACACACACACCAGCUGGCUACUGCCUUCUCCCCCUUUUGGAGAGGGGCCAUUAAGAUUUCUCCAACACACACACACACACAUCUUGUCUUCAGGCUUCUCUCGCCCUGUUGUUCUUCAGACGGGAGCAUCUAAGGUCUCUCUUCAGUUCCCCAACACACACACACACUCACACACACACUCACACACACACACACACACACACACACACACACACACACACACACACACACACACACACACACACACUCACACACACACUCACACACACACUAUUAUCUGCUGAGGAGAGGAAGUGAGUAACACUGUUUCCGUCUACUCAUCCCCUCUCCUCUCCUCUCCUCUCCUCUCCAUGCCUGAGCACAUUAAAAAAGGAACUAUUUUGUAUGAACGUCA